Molecule: messenger RNA, 4043 nt
Organism: Anneissia japonica
Lineage: Eukaryota; Metazoa; Echinodermata; Crinoidea; Comatulida; Comatulidae
Product: cytochrome b-245 heavy chain-like
Exons: 11
Coding region: 1515-2870 (451 amino acids)
Biological process (GO): superoxide anion generation; defense response
Cellular component (GO): NADPH oxidase complex; plasma membrane
Molecular function (GO): superoxide-generating NAD(P)H oxidase activity
Source: RefSeq, a predicted model, not a curated record
AGUGACUGGUUUGACUUUGACUUGGUCUUUGCAUUGUUGAAAUUAUUACCUUAGUAUACACAUGACUUUCUCUCUUCAAUAGUAAGCUGUACUAGUCUUCAUUAAACAUUGAGAACACACUUUGACAUUUUGAUAUUUUUUUAAACACAAGCUUAAUGAUAGUUUAGGUGCCUUUUGUUUUCAUACUAUAGAUAUAGAUUGCAUGCUAGUAUGCCUAUCAUUCACCUGAGGAAGUAUUGUACAUUUCAUUUUAUUUCAUUUCUUUAGGCACAAGCGCCAAGGAUAUACCAAUCAGCUAACUUAAGCACUACCCUACGUGACAUGUUAAUAAAAAAUCUCCAAACUAUUCUCUCAGUGCUUUCUACUUUCGCUUUCUCUUAAAAUACUUAAAACAAGUGAGUUUAGAACCAGUCUCAAAUUUCAACAAAAUAGAAAUUGCAAAUACCAAAAACUACAAUUUACUUUACUACAGAAACAGGGACAUAGGUUGGUUUCGGCCAUGGGAGUGUGAAAAGUUAGAUUUCGGAACUAAUCCCAGAAUGCGGAAGUAAAACCCUUAUUCCAAUGAAAAUUUUUACUCCAAUUAGUGGAACUAAUUUGCUGCCAUGGGUGACGGAGUGCUUUCCCAGCAUGCCCAAGAGAAAUGCCAUUUGCUAAAAAUUGUACGCAAUACAUUGCUGCUGUACUUCUUACAUAUUAUGUUGUAUUUACAUUAUGUUUUGUGCAUAGCUUCCUAAUAAUAAUAAUGGAAACAAAAAGAUAAGUAACAAUUAUGGUCAAUUGUCAUAUAUUUAUAUAUAGCACUUUCCACAGAAAAAAACCCAUCUUAAUGCGCUGACAAUAACAACAGUUACAAUAACAAUAACUAUGCUCAGAGAUGUUAUAAUCGUCCAAUCUUGUAUAACCAUAGCCUUUCAAUAUAAAGUUGUUUUUUCAGUUUUUUUUUCAGUCAUUUCAGUUUAUUCAUUCGUUCAUUCUUUCAUUCAUUUUUAAAUCAUUUAAUUAUUCAAUCAUUUCAUCAUUCAAUUUCAUUUAUCCAUUCUUACAUUUUUUCAUAACUCAUUCACUAAUUCAUUUCCUUCAGUCAAUUGCAUUUUAAAGCCUACUAGUAACAUUUUAUCUAUACACUAUGAAGGUAUCACAAAUACUCAAAAUGAUCAUUAAAAAAAAUAGCUUACUUUUGUUAUAAAUGAUAAUUUCUAUUUUUCUGUUAAUUAUUUAAAAAAAUCUUCCUUUCUUUAUAAAUGAUAAUUUCUAUUUUUCUGUUAAUACGGAGAAAUAUGCCAAAAUCCUUGAGAAAGUAGAGCCAGCUAUACGCUGAGCAGUGAAGCUUGGUAAACCUAAUUCGAUGGAUUGGAAAUCCAAACCAGACACCAAACUCAAAGGAUAACUCGAAGAGUUGUGAUAUUCCAAGCCUUUCGCACAUCACUCUGACUCCAAAAGGAAGUACAUUGUAAAAAGAGACAAUAAAAAAAGGAAAUCUGGAGGGUGCUGUGAGAAGUUAAUGGAAAACAAUGAUUGCUAUAAAUUUCAGCAUAUUGUUGCUCAACGUUGAGGCACCGUGCCGUAUGUGUGUAUUCAUGACUACUACCACGUUGAAGGGGAUAACCAAUCCAUACCUAGUUGAGAAGACAUUAUAUGGACUUGGGGUGAUUGAACAAGGUCUGAGACGAGUUGCUGGUUGGAGUGGCGUUAUCAUAACUGUUGCCCUUCUCUUGAUGUUCACCUCUGCAACAGAAUUUAUCCGUCGUUCUUAUUUUGAAACAUUUUGGAUUACGCAUCAUUUGUUUGUCAUUUACUAUGGAUUUCUGCUCGUCCACGGAACUGAAGGUGUUAUCCGUUCCCAGAGUAAUACAGAUAUCCAUGACCCCGUUUAUUGCGAAAAUAUCAGUGUUAAAGAUUGGAAUUUUGAUCCAAAGUGUAUGACCAGUCCAACGUUUGUCAAGGGAUCUGCCGCUAGUUAUAAAUGGGUUACUGGACCACUUGUUCUUUAUUUUAUUGAAAGACUUAUUCGGUUCAUCCGUAGCCACCAGACUGUAACAAUUACAAAGGUUGUGAGGCAUCCCUCUCGUGUCUUUGAGCUACGAAUGAAGAAGAAAGGAUUCAAAAUGCAAUCUGGACAGUAUAUCUUCUUAAAAUGCCCUAGCCUCUCACAUCUUCAAUGGCAUCCUUUCACACUUACAUCGUCCCCAGAUGAAGACUUCUUCAGCGUGCAUAUCCGAACUGCUGGUGAUUGGACAACCUCUUUGUCUAUUGCUUGUGGUGCCACCAGCAAAGAACCAAUUGCAGCAGGGGACCUUCCAAGGGUUGCAGUGGACGGGCCAUUUGGAACAGCUAGUAUAGACAUCUUCAAGUAUCAGGUUGGCAUAUGUGUUGCAGCCGGUAUCGGUGUCACUCCAUUUGCAUCAAUCCUAAAAUCAAUAUGGUAUCAAAUAAGAGAAGGUGAUGAAGAGUUGAAACUACGUAAGGUUUAUUUCUUCUGGGUUUGCCCCGACACAAAUGCAUUUGAAUGGUUCUCUGAACUCCUAAAAAAAUUGGAGAUAGAGAUGGCUGAACAAGGACGGUCAGACUUCCUCAACUACAACAUUUAUUUAUCAAGGGGCUGGAGUACAACACAGGCAAAGAAUAUCUACUUGCUUGAAGAAGAUAAUAAAGAUGCAAUUACAGGCCUCCGACAGAAGACACAUUAUGGGCGUCCGGUAUGGGAUAGUAUCUUUAAGCAGAUCGCUUCGGACAAUCCAGGUGUUAAUGCUGGAGUGUUCUUCUGUGGCCCAUCAGCUUUGUCUCACGUUCUUCAUAAGAACAGCAACUUACAUUCCAGCAUCACCCGUGAUGGCUGUCGCUUCUUCUACAACAAAGAAAACUUUUGAGCACAGAGUAAUUUUAGUUUAGGAUGAAUUACUUGUGUCUUUCAAUUAUAAUAUAAAUACUAGAAGAUUAGAAACCGUUAAAUGUAUGCAUACAAAACCAAUUAGAAUGCCCUCAUUCAUGAAUUCACAAAACCAAUUUGUAAAGCAAAAUUGAUCUUGUAUCUGUUUUUGGUUCCUAUGCUUUCAAGCAAAGGAACCUUUAGAAUACCCUUCGUGUGUAUGUAUUUAUGUGACAUGUAUGUUACGCUGUUUUUUGUAAACAAGCAAAAGUGACUUUCCAGAUAUCUGUUCGUUAUGAACAUCCGUACCCAAGUAAAACUGGAUAUGACGUUGUGCCCUAUUUAAUAAUUUUCUAUUUUGACAAAUAUUAAAGCCAUAACUUAUGAAAGACAAUACCCCCUACCCUUGAAAAGACUAGUGAACUCUAUGAUAAGGGGAAAAUAUUUAUGGAAUGUUCAUUUUCAUUAUCCCACUGUCUUAAAUGUGAUGGAUUCAGGGGUGGUGCCAGGAUUUGCCUGAUGGGGGCCUGAGGUCCCCGUCGGACAGCUCGGCCCCCAGAAAAUAUAUCCUACAGCUGCCACAGCUACUUUCCUACACCUUUUUAUCAUUGGCACUUAACAAGCAGAACAAAAAAACCUGAUGCCAGGAUUAAUAAUAAAAUAAUAAUAAUUAUAAUCAUUUUGGCUUAAAUAGCACAUUAUGCUAAAGCCUCGAUGCGCUUAACAAUAAAAAUGAAACUGACGGGUUAACACUUGCGGUCUCUCUGGUUUUGUUUGUUGGUCACCCGGGUCAUCGUAAAUACUGUACUGCAAUAUUUCACGAAUGCCCGCAUAGGAACCUUGGACCUCGCAGAGGUCUGGUUCAAUUUCAUUUAUGAUAGCGAAAGAACAAUUGAAAGCUCUAAAUUUAUCAUAUUCUCCAAAAUGUGUUUAAUGUGUUAGUUAUCAUAACAGUUACAAUAUUGUAAGGUUGUCAAAAAAAGUAGUAUUUUGUGUUGUUAUGAAGAUGAUCUAACCUUAAUACAAGAUACUGAAAUUGAUUCAAAAUGUAUCAAUAUUCUAAUCUGCCAAAAAAGUUAAUUGUUAUAGAGGGCGGUGUGACUUUUUUCCACAUUACCUAUCCUGAUCGGUUAUAAAUGAAUAAAUAAUGUUUAUUUGACAUUACACUUUUAUA